This is a messenger RNA of Folsomia candida, 1159 nucleotides long. Its product is annotated as phenoloxidase 2-like. NCBI's taxonomy places the organism in Eukaryota, Metazoa, Arthropoda, Collembola, Entomobryomorpha, Isotomidae. Bases 1 to 753 code for a protein of 250 amino acids. The transcript is spliced from 5 exons. The record is from RefSeq and is a predicted model, not a curated record.
AUGACAAACUUGGUGGAGGAAUUGGAACAAGGAAUGUAUGCUGCGGGAGAUGACAUGGUCUCACCGGAUGCUGGGAUGCAAGUGUACCACAUGGCGGCCAAGCUUUGGGCAUCCGCCCCAAUAUCUGAGGAUAUCGAGGUGGCAAGAAAGUGGGGUCAGUUGUUGGACGAGAUGGAGAAGUUUUUAGAAAAAAGGGGCGACCAUCCUUACAUCGUCACUAAUCCUAAGUCUAUCCAAGUUCGAGACGAGCGUGGUCAUCUCGUCAAUAAUUUGACCACUUUCUGGAACAAUCGCGACAUGGUGCUCAACGGAGGGCUGGACAUUCUGCCCAAGCCUGGAGAUACGGAUCCAUUAUUUUUGUAUGUAUGCCUAAAGCAUCUUGACCACCAAGAGUUCACCUAUAUCAUUGAAUUGGAAAACCAAGAUGAGAAAGAUCGCAGCGUUUUUGUCCGGCUUUACAUGGCUCCGACAUACAACCCGGAUCGAGAAAGGUUCAAUUUAACAGAACAAUACCCGCUCUUCUUUGCCAUGGAUGCCUUCCCGAUCAUGCUUAGCCCUGGAGCCAACACAAUUCACCGAAAGUCGGCCGACUCAACGGUUACCAAUCCCUGGUUUACAUUGACGUCCGAACUUCCACCCACUGCUUCACUGGAAAUUUUGGAAAAACGUGUCCAUGCGGGUACCCCCACCACCUUCUCCUUCCCAAGGGCUCCGAUGACAAUUUGGGCGUCUACGACCUCGUCGCCAUGGUGACGGAUGGGUCCGACUACAAUGGGCAACCAACCGACCUCUGCGCCUCAUCUUACAUGCACUGCUCCAGGCUGGACGGUAACCUCGAGUAUCCGGACACUCGACCGAUGGGUUGGCCAUUCGACAGACGACCAAGCGACGAGCUGAGCCAGGCUUAUUUGGACAGGUUGGUUCAACAAGUGCCAAACAUGGCGAAGACAACCGUGACGAUUGUGCAUAACGAUGUAGAACCGAAAGAACAUGUCAUCUAGAUGAGUUGGAAGGAAGGAAAGUGUGUUAAUAAUUGGCUAUAUUUAUUAUCAUUUAAUCAAUUGGCGAAAUUAUGAAAAAUAUUUAUUGGUUGAAAACUUUGAAUUAUACAACGGCGUGACUUCUGGAGACGAAUAAAUAAUUUUUGAUCUGGUCAUAA